Molecule: messenger RNA, 915 nt
Organism: Rhincodon typus (whale shark)
Lineage: Eukaryota; Metazoa; Chordata; Chondrichthyes; Orectolobiformes; Rhincodontidae
Product: probable G-protein coupled receptor 139
Exons: 2
Coding region: 1-915 (304 amino acids)
Biological process (GO): G protein-coupled receptor signaling pathway
Cellular component (GO): membrane
Molecular function (GO): G protein-coupled receptor activity
Source: RefSeq, a predicted model, not a curated record
AUGGGUAUCCGGCUCGUCUUAUUACUGAUGAGUAAUCAGGGAUAUUACUAUUUUGUACUGGCAUGUAUUGGCAUUCCAGCAAAUUUUGUGACUAUUAUAAUCCUGUGUCGAGGCAAUUGCGGUCUUUCCAAAUCUGUAACUCUGUAUCUGGUGGCCAUGACUCUCUCGGAUCUCCUAGUUAUUAUGUUCUGUGUGAUAUUCGAUUAUCUUGUGCAUUACCACGUGAAAUCUUUGCUAUAUGUCACUACCCAACUCUGUGCCUUCAAUGAGUUCCCAAAGUCUGCUUUCAUGGAAUGUUCGAUCUGGUCCACAGUUGUUUUCACCGUUAAUCGUUUUGUGGCUAUCUCCCAACAUGGAUUCAAAGUGAAAUAUUGUACCUGGAGAACAGCAGUCAAUGUCCUCCUUACCAUCUGGGUGGUGAGCAUCUUGAGAAGCAUUCCUGAUUACUUUAAGUACGAGCCCAUCAUCACCACAGACCAACAAGGUAGAGGCUGCAGAGUACAGUUAGACUUCAUGCUGAUGCUGAAAUGGGCUGUCUUUGACUGGGUCAACCACAUACUGACACCACUCAUUCCUUACCUCCUCAUUCUUCUCCUCAACUGUCUCACUGUCAAACAUAUCUUGGUGGCUAGUUUGGCCUGCAGAAGACUUGUACGCCAGGACAGUGCUGCCAACAGUGAUGAGGAGAUGAAAAGCCGAAGGAAAUCCAUCAUUUUACUCUUCUUCGUAACGGCUGGCUUCAUACUACUGUGGAUGCCCGAUGUCAUCUAUUUCAUCCUGGAACGAAUUGCCGAUCUUCAUUAUAGCGCAGCCAAUUUCACACACCCAUUGGCAAUUUUUGACCAGUGUAGCACCAUGUUGAAGCUCCUGAGUUCCUGCAUUAAUACCUUUUAUUUACACCUUGACACAAACUAA